Helianthus annuus (common sunflower) is the source of this 1325-nucleotide messenger RNA. Its product is annotated as secretory carrier-associated membrane protein 2. The record is from RefSeq and is a predicted model, not a curated record. The coding region runs from base 227 to 1114 and encodes 295 amino acids. Gene Ontology annotation, biological process: protein transport. Gene Ontology annotation, cellular component: trans-Golgi network membrane; recycling endosome membrane. NCBI's taxonomy places the organism in Eukaryota, Viridiplantae, Streptophyta, Magnoliopsida, Asterales, Asteraceae. The transcript is spliced from 13 exons.
AGCAGACAAUUCGUCGUCGUUCUAUACCAUUUUCCUAGUAUUUCAAGGAGCUUACAAACUUUAACACGCUAAAGUUUUUAAAUUCUUUUUCAACCCCCCUCUCUCUCUCUCUCUCUCUCUCUCUCUCUACAUUUUCCAACUUUUUUCUGUUGAUACCCAAAUAUUCACACGGAUCAUCCCAAUUUCUAUCUCAUCUUUUCUCCCGCCAUAAUUGUUUGCUGAUCUGAUGGCUGGUCGUUAUGAUCCUAACCCUUUUGACGAGGGUGACGAUGUUAAUCCCUUUGCUGAUCAAGGAAAAGGCACUGGCAAAUCAAAUUACACCGGCGGUUCUUUCUACACGUCGAGUGUUCCUUCUGCUCCAAACUCUCGGCUUUCACCUCUUCCUCAUGAACCAGCAGAUUUCUAUAAUGGCUCGGUUGACAUUCCGCUUGAUUCUGCUUCUGAUUUAAAGAAGAGAGAAAGAGAGCUGCAAGCCAGGGAAGCUGACCUGAAAAAAAGGGAAGAGAUUGUAAGACGGAAAGAGGAGGCGGCUGCUCGAGCUGGUAUUGUUCUUGAGGAGAAAAAUUGGCCACCGUUUUUCCCAAUUAUUCAUCACGAUGUUGCGAAUGAGAUCCCUGUUCACCUACAAAGAUUGCAGUAUGUUGCAUUCACGACAUACUUGGGGUUGGUAUUUUGUCUUUUUUGGAACAUUAUAGCUACGACAGCAGCAUGGAUUUCUGGAGAAGACCCGAAGAUCUGGUUUCUUGCAAUUAUCUACUUCAUAUUAGGUGUUCCACUUGCCUAUGUUUUGUGGUACCGAACACUAUAUCGCAAUUUUAGGAAUGAAAGUGCAUUUAGGUUUGGUUGGUUCUUCCUGUUUUACAUGUUGCACAUAGGCUUUGUGAUCUUUGCUGCAGUCGCUCCUCCCGUUGUCUUCAAAGGAAAAUCUCUCGCAGGUAUUCUACCAGCCGUUGAUCUUAUAGGCGAUGAAGCUAUAGUUGGGAUCUUCUACUUUAUUGGGUUCGGGCUAUUCUGUUGUGAGGCGCUACUAAGCGUGUGGGUUAUUCAGCAAGUAUACAUGUAUUUCCGAGGGAGCGGCCAAGCGGCAGAGAUGAGGCGUUCGGGUGGUCGAUAGGUCAUGCGAUACGAGUGUGUGCAUACACGAGUCGUUUUCUUAUGGUGAUUUUGUUUGCUACUAUUAAGGUUGGAUUUACAUACUGAGUUGUUUUGGUUUGGUAAAGAUAUGGUAGUUUUUUGCCUUUGUAAAUCUGUUAUAUUGUUUGUUCAAUACAGGAGUUAAUAUUUUUCUUUCUUAUCAUUUAUAAAGAUACUUAUUAUUUGAGGUA